GCUUUACGUUCGACGACGAGCUCGAUGACCUGCUCGUUCUCCUCUUCAAUCAGCUCAACGAAAGGCUUCCAUACGAUAAUCACCACUCAGUACUCUGGAGGUGUUCUUGAUGGCUGCAAGCUCAACUUGGCCUAUACGUUUCCGCCAGAUGUCUUUGUCGACCCUUACGAACUGAGAUAUGACUUCAGUUCCUUUGAACUCGACCCUCUACCCAAUCUAGAACUCCCGGUCAAGGUUGCCGGUCACGGAGACUCUACUCUCUUGCUGCAUCUAGAUACUUCAUCCAAAUUGAAGCAUGAGGAUCGCGUAGCUCCAGUGAAGAUCCCGGUUCAUGCUCGUUACGGUGAACUUGUUGCACCUACAAGUUCACCGUUUCGUUCAAUUCAGCUUAGCGCACCCCGUGGCUAUUGGGUUUGCUCAUCUGAUGCAACCAGUAACGACACUAUCGAUGUAAUUGACUGCACAAGCACGUUAUUCCUCCCUGAUUCACCUAGCAGGGCAAUAGAAAACGUCACGACGCUUCGAGUCCCCGUAGGUAUCGGAUCUGAUCUGGACACAGUGGAAUUCUCUACGACAUUGCUGGUAGUCACCCUGCUGGCGUAUCUCUUAUCCAUUUUUGUCGCAACUACCCGACGAUUAUACUCCCGUGGUGAUGAUGUGAAACGUCAGUGAACGAAGUGUUCCAUUGGAGUUAGUGCUGCUUCAUUGAUACCCAUCCGUCAUACUAGAACAUGCCGCAGUAUACCCUCAGAUGCUUGAUCGUCUUGUUACACUAUCAUUUCGGACAUGGCACAGAGGGCUUAGAGGACUAUGUUUGUUGCUUGGUCUGCGAAUGUUACACCUCUUGGCUUUUUUUGGGCCCAUACAAUAUGUCUCUUGCCAGUCUAUCGAUAUCCCCUAGCAGGUGAUCGGAAGCACGUUCAUUCGUAUUUCGGGCUCCUCGCACGGAUCUUCUAGGGCACCUGGAACAGAAUUGGAUACAAAUACGGCCUGCGCAUAGGAUCCGUACUACAUCAAUAGUUCAUCUAUACCCACUCAAUGUCCGAUACACCCCUCACUGUUGCUCAGUACCAAGUCCAUUCCUCCUCGAUGCAAUACAGCGAAUCGCUGUCGCAAGGAUAGGACUUUCUCCAUCCCGAUCCACCUUUCGCGCCCACAUCACUUCCAGAUGCAUGUGCAGCAUUUGUAUGCGCCGCAGGACCUGGGUCCGCACCCAAUCGCCUGAAAGCCCGGAUGCCAACGAGUAUAGCUAGAAGUAUCACCAUUGAUUAGUAACGUUGCUAAGUACAGGAUUUCGUCCGUUGUGCACAU
Molecule: messenger RNA, 1311 nt
Organism: Somion occarium
Lineage: Eukaryota; Fungi; Basidiomycota; Agaricomycetes; Polyporales; Cerrenaceae
Source: the annotation of a GenBank genome assembly